AUGGAGAGGUUCUCCAUGCUUGAUGUCGACGUCGACGUGGCGCGCAGCACGCUCCCGUCGCGCUACGGCGGCUCCUGCACCGUGCGAUCCGUGGGCGUGCAGCUUGCGCUGACGCACACGUACUUGGCCGACCUGGAGAUCUCGUUGAGGUCGCCGGGGGGUCCGACGUCCCAGCUCCUGAUGGAUCAAGUGUCUGGGAGCUCUGUGUCGCCGUCCGGGUCCGGCGCGAACAUCGACAUUCUGCUCACGGACAGCGCAACCACGUCGGUGUCGAGCCUGAACAGCAACACGGGGUCCUUCGCGCCGAGCCCGGGGUCGCUGUCGGCGUUUGCGGGUGUGUCGGCGGUGGGGACGUGGGAGGUCGUCAUCUCAGAUGUGCUAGGGGGGGACUCGGGGGAGCUGCUUGGGCUGGAUCUGAUCUUGACAUGCUUGACCGGCACCACCAGCACCGACCUCGCCCGCAUCCGCUCCGCGUGCCUGACGGUGCUGGCGGUGCCGGUGACGGGCGCGGUGGCUGAGGGGCUGUCGCGGGCGUCGUCGGCGUCGAGCGUGGGCGAGGGCGAGUACAGCUGCGAUGCGCUGUCGGCCAACCACUGCGGGGUGUACUACGGUGUGUUCUUUUUGAACAACCAGCUGCAGUUCGUGGUGGAGUGGACGCUGAGCGGGCACCGGAACAUGACGAGCUUCUUCAGCGCGUACCGCACGGGCGCCGCGUACUCGUACCGGGUGUACGACCCCGCGGCGGGGUCGGUGGUGACGUCAGGGUCGGGGGGGCGUAUGUCGCUGUCGGACAACAUGGGGUACACGGGGGGCUGUCCGGCGGCGCUGUCGGGCGACGACGGGGUGUGGAUGGCGAGCGACGCGGCGGGGCUGCUGCACGGCGACACGAGCGUGUCGGACUUCUGCACGUCGUCAAAUCGGUGCUACGGCUUUGGCAACUUCGACAGCCUUGAUAGCAGCGCGGACGAUCUGUACGAGGGCAGGACGAGCUCGAGCGGGACGGUGAAGGCGUACAUAGUGCUGAAGGAACACGGGGAGGCUACCGUGGCGACGACGGCCGCAGCUCAGACGACGCAAUCGGCUCGUGCGACGACACCGACGGCGCUGGUCACGACGGCACCCCCCACGCCGACGCCGUCCCCCACGGUGCCGCCAACGCAGAGGCCCACACUCCCCCCUGUGUUUACAAGCGCGCCCCCGACGACGACGACGCCGCCCGCCGCGACGACGCCCCCGUCGACGUGCGCCGCCGCCUCCUGCGCCAGCCCCGCCGACUCCGCCGCCGUCUUCGACGUCCUCUCCGGCUUGACCGGCACCACCAGCACCGACCUCGCGCGCAUCCGCUCCGCGUGCCUGACGGUGCUGGCGGUGCCGGUGACGGGCGCGGUGGCGGAGGGGCUGUCGCGGGCGUCGUCGGCGUCGAGCGUGGGCGAGGGCGAGUACAGCUGCGAUGCGCUGUCGGCCAACCACUGCGGGGUGUACUACGGUGUGUUCUUUUUGAACAACCAGCUGCAGUUCGUGGUGGAGUGGACGCUGAGCGGGCACCGGAACAUGACGAGCUUCUUCAGCGCGUACCGCACGGGCGCCGCGUACUCGUACAGGGUGUACGAUGCCGCGGCGGGGUCGGUGGUGACGUCAGGGUCGGGGGGGCGUAUGUCGCUGUCUGACAACAUGGGGUACGCGGGGGGGUGUCCGGCGGCGCUGUCGGGGGACGACGGGGCGUGGAUGGCGAGCGAUGCGGCGGGGCUGCUGCACGGCGACACGAGCGUGUCGGACUUCUGCACGUCGUCGAACCGGUGCUACGGCUUUGGUAAUUUCAACGACGGCGACAGCAGCGCGGACGAUCUAUACGAGGGCAGGACGAGUACGAGCGGGACGGUGAAGGCGUACAUAGUACUGAAGGUGUGCCAAUCACGCGUGCCAGGCCUGCCGCGGGCGCACAUUGUGCUAAGCACUCUCCUCCGUGACACGGAGGAGUGCGCGUGUCCAAGUGCGGAGUGCGGUGCUCUACUUGCAGUAGGUCAGCUUGCAUGGGCAGUUGUGCUCUGUCGCUGCGCACACGAGAGGCGUCUUGCGCUGGCGCAGACCACGAUCGCUUGCUGGGCGCAUCUCAUGCGGCGCUUUGUGUGCUGGUGCUUGCAGGAGCACGGGGCAGCUAGCACGGCAACGACGGCUGCUGAGAUGACGCGAGCGGCAUCCGCAACGACGCCGGUUGCGCCGACUGCGACGCCUUCGGUGCCCACAGAGACGCCGGCCCCCCCUGCUACGCUAUCCGCAACGUCGACCCCCUCGCCAACGCCCACGAGCGCGUCCACGACGACCCCGCCGGCGCCGACGUCUUCCGCGACAGCAGCGUCGGUCGAGCCGGUCAGGUCGACCUUCGCCGUCACGCCGCCCGUAACGACACCGAGCUCGAGCACAAACCAGCCUCUUUCAUAUUCGGCGAGCGGUCUUCCCCGGUUGCUGCCAGACAGAGCAGGUGACAAACCGCCGGUGACUUUCCGCGCUCCUCGGCUCCGUCGCAUCCGCGCGCACGUCGCGACCGCUUGCAGUUUCUCGCAGUGUCAUUUAAUUUUCCCUCUCAGCCACACCCGACGCUUCUUGCCCUCGCAGUGCGUGUACCCAGUAUCGUCGUGGCGCGCAGCACGCUACCGUCGAGCUACGGCGGCUCCUGCACCGUGCGAUCCGUGA
Molecule: messenger RNA, 2691 nt
Organism: Pedinophyceae sp. YPF-701
Lineage: Eukaryota; Viridiplantae; Chlorophyta; Pedinophyceae
Source: the annotation of a GenBank genome assembly